Molecule: messenger RNA, 3669 nt
Organism: Thalassophryne amazonica
Lineage: Eukaryota; Metazoa; Chordata; Actinopteri; Batrachoidiformes; Batrachoididae
Product: melanoma receptor tyrosine-protein kinase-like
Biological process (GO): cell surface receptor protein tyrosine kinase signaling pathway; negative regulation of apoptotic process; positive regulation of epithelial cell proliferation
Cellular component (GO): basal plasma membrane; signaling receptor complex
Molecular function (GO): epidermal growth factor binding; ATP binding; epidermal growth factor receptor activity
Source: RefSeq, a predicted model, not a curated record
UCUCUGUCUCUCUCUCAGCAGAGUUUUUUGGCUCCAUGGAGGAAACAUUCGGAGCAAACUGACUUUAGGAGGACGGGCAGAGGGAUUUUUUUCUUUCGGAGGAUAAGCAGACGGAUUUAAUCAUGUCGUCCGGAGGAUCGGCGGCGUUUCUGCUGCUGUUCUUUAGCCGCUGUUGGUGCACUGAUCCCGGCAGCAGAGUGUGCCAAGGGACGAGUAACCGCCUGACACAGCUCGGAACAUUUGCCAGUCACUAUAACAGCAUGGUGAGGAUGUACACCAACUGCACCAAUGUGCUGGAGAACCUGGAGAUCACCUACACCAUGGAGCACCACGACCUGUCCUUCCUGCAGUCCAUCCAGGAAGUCGGCGGCUAUGUUCUGAUUGCCAUGAACAAGGCUGCAACAAUCCCACUGGUCAAUCUGAGGCUGAUUCGAGGCCACACCCUCUACGAAAACCAGUUCUCCCUGUUGGUGAUGUCCAACUACAAGAACAGCAACUCGUCUGCCGCUCCAGAGUACAUCAGCGGGCUGAGACAGCUGCAGCUCAGCAGGCUGACGGAGAUUUUGCAUGGAGGGGUAAAGAUGACCCGCAAUCCCCUGCUGUGUAACAUUGACACCAUCCAGUGGUGGGACAUCCUGGACAAAAGCAGCAGUCCGAGUAUCCGCCUGGUGAAGGACUCGUAUUCACCUAAAUGUGAGAAAUGUGACCCGGCCUGUGUGAACGGUUCGUGUUGGGCAGCGGGUCCAGAUCACUGUCAGACAUUCACGAAGCUGCAGUGUGCGGAGCAGUGCAGCAGGAGGUGUCAAGGUCCAAAACCCAGCGACUGCUGCAACGAACACUGUGCUGCCGGCUGCACUGGACCCCGAGCCACCGACUGCCUGGCUUGCCGGGAUUUAAACGAUGAAGGAACUUGCAAAGACACUUGUCCGCCGCUCACGCUCUAUAACCGCAACACUCACCAGGUGGUUGUCAACCCCAACGCCAAGUUCACCUUUGGCUCGACCUGCGUCAAGUCCUGCCCACAUAACUACGUGGUAACAGAAGGAGCAUGUGUUCGAACCUGCAGCGCCGGAACGUAUGAGGUGGAGGAGAACGGAGUCCAACGUUGUAAAACAUGCAAAGGUCCCUGUCCUAAAGCCUGUAACGGGAUUGGUGUCGGAUCUUUAACCAACACCAUCGCCAUCAACGCCUCCAACAUUGAACUGUUCAGGAACUGCACAAAGAUCAAUGGGGACGUCUCCAUCAUAGACACGACCUUCAAUGGAGAUCCGUACCAUAAAAUCCCAACUAUGGAUCCGGCUAAACUGGAGUACUUCAGGACUGUAAGGGAAAUCACAGGUUUCCUGCUGAUCCAGUCUUGGCCCGACAACCUGACAUCUCUGUCUGUGUUUGAGAACCUGGAGAUCAUCAGAGGAAGAUCGACACACUUCACGCAGUACAGUGUGGCUGUGUUGAUGUCCAAGAACCUCCAGUGGUUGGGUUUGCGAUCCCUGAAGGAGGUCAGCGAUGGGAAAGUUUUGUUGAAGAACAACACUCAGCUCUGCUACACCCGAGCCGACCACUGGACCCGCCUGUUCAGAUCCACAAACCAGAUCAUCAGCAUGCACAACAACGCCCCCCCCGGCACAUGUGAGCAGAAGAACUUCACCUGUGAUUCAGAGUGUACAGAUGAGGGUUGCUGGGGUCCCGGUCCCACCAUGUGUAUCUCCUGUCUGCACGUCAACCGUAGGGGGCGCUGUGUAGCUUUUUGUAACCUGCUGCAGGGUGACCCCAGAGAGGUGCUGAUGAAUGGCAGCUGUGUGUCGUGUCAUCUGGAGUGUUUGCUGAAGGAGGAGACCCCGACCUGCCACGGACCGGCUCCAGACCAGUGUUUCCAGUGUGCCCAUGUCCAGGAUGGUCCCCACUGCGUGGUGCGCUGCCCCCAAGGUGUGCUGGGAGUCGGCGAUACGCUGAUCUGGACUUACCCAGAUCAGUCUGGCCGGUGCCAGCCCUGCCACCAGAACUGCACCCAAGGGUGUUCAGGUCCUGGACUGUCAGGAUGCAAAGGAGCUGCUGUCCAUUCCAUGUGGCCAGUGGGCGUGGUCGGGGGGCUCCUGACUGCUGUUGUCCUGGCAUUGGUGUUUUGUGUUGCUACGGCGGCAGCAAUCAGAAGGAAGAGGACCAUGCGGCGACUCCUGCAGGAGAGGGAGCUGGUGGAACCAUUGACUCCCAGCGGUGAAGCUCCUAAUCAGGCGUUACUCAGGAUCCUGAAGGAGACCGAGUUCAAGAAGAUCCGGGUGCUAGGUUCUGGAGCCUUUGGGACUGUCUUCAAGGGUCUGUGGAUCCCUGAAGGAGAGAACGUGAGGAUUCCUGUGGCCAUCAAAGUUCUCCGCGAGGCCACAUCACCAAAAGCCAACAAAGAAAUCCUGGAUGAAGCCUACGUGAUGGCGAGCGUGGAUCAUCCUCACGUGUGUCGUUUGCUGGGAAUCUGCCUGACCUCCUCGGUCCAGCUGGUGACCCAGCUGAUGCCGUUCGGCUGCCUGCUGGACUUCGUGCGAGACCACCGACAACAUGUCGGGUCCCAGUGGCUGCUCAACUGGUGUGUCCAGAUCGCCAAGGGUAUGAACUACCUGGAGGAACAUCACCUGGUGCAUCGAGACCUGGCGGCCAGGAACGUCCUGGUCAAGACUCCUCAACACGUCAAGAUCACCGACUUCGGCCUGGCCAAGCUUCUAACCGCCGAUGAGAAAGAAUAUCAUGCAGAUGGAGGAAAGGUUCCCAUUAAGUGGAUGGCGUUAGAGUCCAUCCUGCAGUGGACCUACACUCAUCAGAGCGACGUCUGGAGCUAUGGUGUGACGGUGUGGGAGCUGAUGACCUUUGGGUCCAAGCCCUAUGACGGCAUCCCAGCCAGCGAGAUCGCCUCGGUGCUGGAGCGGGGAGACCGGCUGCCUCAGCCACCCAUCUGCACCAUCGAUGUCUACAUGAUCAUGGUCAAAUGUUGGAUGAUUGACCCGUCCAGUCGUCCGAGAUUCAGAGAGCUGAUUGCAGAGUUUUCUGUCAUGGCCAGAGACCCGUCCAGAUACCUGGUCCUUCAGGAAGACGCGUCGUCUCCCACUGAUGCACGCUUUUUCUCUCGCAUGCUGAGUAUCGAUGACACGGACGACGUCGUCGACGCUGAAGAAUACUUACAACCAUAUAAAGGACACAGUAACCAUGACAACCAGUCCUGCUGUAGAACGAACGGUUUUCCAGUCCGAGAAAACAGCGUGGUCCUGCGUUACAUCAGCGACCCGACUCACAACACGCUGGAUAAUGAAGAACUCGCCACAUCAGAGUACAUCAACCAGAAUAUGAUUGAAAUGAGCUGCUGCAACCCAUCAGAGGUUCUGAACCCGAACUACAAGAACCUGAAGUGUCCCUGGGGUGCUGAGGCCCUGCCCACCAUCUUGGAUGAACCAGAGACCACGUCCCCAGGUCCAGAUGGACCUGAGUACCUCAACACAGCCUCCAGCUCACUGCCCCUCAAUACCAGCAAUAGUCUCAGCAACCUGGAAUACCAAAUUGACUUCCUGCCUCAGGCCACACCCCCUCCCACCACUUUACCCAGUGGCGGGCUGUUCCUGCCGGCGGCAGAGAACCUGGAGUAUCUGGGACUGGAUGCAGCGCUGCACACUCCCGUCCGCUAGGAGG